Messenger RNA from Tupaia belangeri chinensis (Chinese tree shrew), 5049 nucleotides. RefSeq names its product GRIP and coiled-coil domain containing 1 (gene GCC1). Lineage: Eukaryota; Metazoa; Chordata; Mammalia; Scandentia; Tupaiidae. The transcript has 2 exons. The record is from RefSeq and is a predicted model, not a curated record. Gene Ontology annotation, cellular component: Golgi apparatus. Bases 854 to 3178 code for a protein of 774 amino acids.
UACUUGUUGAAUCAAGUCAGUAGUACUAAGGAAGGGCACUAUUAUAUACCUACUAGAUGCCAAGCCCUGUGCUAGAAGGGGCCAUAAUUUUUCCGUCUACAUGGGAAUCUUGUUGCUCUUUAUUGACAUAGGUCCUGAACCCCAAGUGGACGUUAUAUACACUGGGGUGUUUGGUAAGAACGCAGUGCGAGGUCGCCCCCUGUCGCUUGCUGGUCUCAGCCGGAGGGCCAUGAUGGGAUCCCUCACCAAACCACUCUCCACUUAGCUUGCUGGGCUCUUCCCGAGAUCUUCCCAAAUGUGUCCUAGGCUGUUGGCCAUAGCACGGGUUCCGCCUCCCAUCCACCAGCUACAGUAGCCCCGCCUCCAACCACCAGUCAGAGUAGCCCCGCCCACAAGGCGCCUAAGGGGGCGGAGCUUGCGGCGUCGUGUUGUCGUCACUUCCAGCAGACCCGGAAGCGCAGUUGCCGAGUGCUCGCGGUAGUUAGGAAGUCGUGAUGGAGCCGCGUUCUGCGUAAACUCUUGGCGGACAGUGGGGGCAGGCGGGUUUGCUGUGGUGGGGCAGAACCGAGAGGGCGGAGCGGCUCCUUAGCCAGUGCGGGUGAGCCUCGGCAGUGCGCUUCUCAACCUGCGUCGCUCCGCCUCCAGCGUAGGACCCGCUCCCGCCCUCCGGGCCUGGGACGCGGGGAGAGCUACUGCCAGGCUGCUCCGCCGCCUGCAUCCGGUCCUGGACAGCUGGCUGGAGCGGGUGGAGCCAGACAGCCCUCCCGGUCGCCUAAAGUGCUGCCUGCGGUCUUCGUCGCCCUCUCCUGGUCCGUUAGAACGCUGACGUGGAGCACACCUCUCAGAACCCUCCAUGGAGAAGUUUGGGAUGAAUUUCGGGGGCGGCCCAAGCAAGAAAGAUCUGCUGGAGACUAUAGAGACGCAGAAGAAACAGCUUCUCCAGUACCAGGCACGGCUCAAGGAUGUUGUCCGCGCCUAUAAAAGUCUGCUGAAGGAGAAGGAGGCGCUAGAGGCCAGCAUCAAGGUGCUAUCGGUAUCCCACGAGGCGGAUGUUGGCCUCGUAGGUGUUCCGCCCCCAAGCAUUACCUUAUCUGACUCGGUGGAUGACCGGUGCUCCACUCACAGUGAGGAUAGUACUGGGACCGCCACCAGCUUGGAUACUGCAGCCAGUCUCACGAGUACCAAGGGUGAGUUUGGGGUGGAUGACGACAGACCAGUCCGUGGACCACCACCUCUAAAGUCCGAAGAAGCCAGUGGAUCGGAGAGUGGCGUUAGCAGUAGCAGCGGGGAUGGGCCGUGUGCUGGUGGGGAAGUGGACAAAAGACUGCACCAGCUAAAGACUCAGUUGGCUACUUUGACCAGCUCUUUAGCUACAGUCACCCAGGAAAAGUCUCGCAUGGAGGCGUCUUACCUGGCUGACAAGAAGAAGAUGAAGCAGGAUUUAGAGGAUGCCAAUAAAAAGGCAGAGGAGGAGAGGGGCCGCUUGGAGGGAGAAUUGAAGGGACUUCAGGAGCAGAUAGCAGAAACCAAAGCCCGGCUUAUCACACAACAGCAUGAUCGGGCCCAAGAGCAGAGUGAUCAUGCCUUGAUGCUGCGGGAGCUCCAGAAACUGCUGCAGGAGGAGAGGACCCAGCGCCAGGACUUGGAACUUCGGUUAGAAGAGACUCGAGAAGCCCUGGCAGGUCGAGCAUAUGCAGCUGAACAGAUGGAAGGGUUUGAACUGCAGACUAAGCAACUGACGCGGGAGGUGGAAGAGCUGAAGAGUGAGCUGCAGGCCAUUAGAGAUGAGAAAAAUCGGCCAGAUCCCCGAUUACAAGAGCUUCAGGAAGAGACUGCCCGCCUUAAGAGCCAUUUUCAGGCUCAAUUGCAGCAGGAGAUAAGAAAGACUGCCCUUGCAGAAGAUCAGCUCCGCCAACAGUCUCAGGUAGAAGAACAAAGGGUGGCAGCCCUAGAGAACCAAAUAUCUGAGGUUUCUGAACUCCUGGGCACCUAUGAGAAAGCCAAACAGAAGGACCAGCUGACCAUCCGGAAGCUGAAGGAGCGCAUUCUGCAGCUGGACCUGGAGAACAAGACGCUGGCUUUAGCAGCCUCUAGCCGAUCCCCUCUUGACAGCCAUGGAGAUGAGUCUAAUCUGGAUGUGAAUGUCCUAAAAGAUAAGAUGGAGAAGCUCAAGAGACUGCUGCAAGUUGCAGCCAGGAAAAGCCAGGUGACCCUGGAUGUGGACAAGCUCUGUGACUUGGAGAUAAUGCCUAGCUCAGAGACUGCUGAUGGAGAGAAGGCCACUGCACUGUAUUACCAACAGGAACUGAAACAGCUGAAGGAAGAAUUUGAGAGGUAUAAGAUGAGGGCUCAGGUUGUCCUCAAGAGCAAGAAUACCAAAGAUGGUAAUCUGGCAAAAGAGCUGGAGGCAUCCCAGGAACAGCUUGCAGAACUGAAGGAGAAGUAUAUCUCCCUGCGGCUAUCCUGCGAGGAGCUUGAGCGCCAGCACCAGCAGGAGGCGGAGGACUGGAAGCAGGAGCUGGCCCGGCUGCAGCAGCUGCACCGGCAGGAACUGGAGAGGAACCAGCUGGACUUCAGGGACCGUACACUGAAACUAGAGGAGGAGCUGCACAAGCAGCGAGACCGUGCUCUGGCUGUGCUUGCUGAGAAGGACUUGGAGCUGGAGCAGUUGCGUUCUGUGGCUUUGUCCUCUGGGCUGCCAGGCCGCAGAAGCCCUGUAGGUGGUGGGGGUCCUGGGGACCCAGCUGACACAUCUCCAGAUAGCCUGACCCAAGCACUGCAACUUGCUGCAGGUAACGAGCCCACUUUCUUUUUGUAUGCUGAGCAGUUGGCCCGCAAGGAGGUGGAGAUCACAUCGCUGAGGAAGCAGAAACACAGGCUAGAGGUAGAGGUGCAUCAGCUGCAAGAUCGACUGUUGGAGGAGGGGGAGCGGCAUCGCGAGGAGGUUGGAGCACUGCAGAGCCAUAUUGAAAAGAACAUCAGGGACCAAAGCAGGGAGGGAGCCAAUCUGGAGUACCUCAAAAACAUCAUCUACCGCUUCCUGACCUUACCUGACACGCUGGGCCGCCAGCAGACUCUCACAGCCAUACUGACUAUUUUGCACUUCAGUCCAGAGGAGAAACAAGUGAUAAUGCGGCUCCCAACCAGUGGUAGUUGGUGGCCUUCUGGCAAGAGAUGAUGCCGUUUCCACUAACUCCUCAAGUUUCUGUGCCUCUUUUAUGUGGGAUGGGAAGGGACAGGCCCUAGUUUCUAUUGUCUCUUCUCUUACAUUGUCAUUUAUUUCUUCACUGUGUUGGACUGGAAGGAGUCUUCAAUGUGGGGUGGAAUUUUAUGCCAAAUGCCAUUAAUGCUGUUUUAUCAUUGGGCUCUAGAGAUAACUAAGAGUGUUGAGACAUCAUCUUCUGGUGGUGUGAAUGUGAGAGGAGCAGUGGGGAGAGAGGUGCAAAAGUUGGGGAAGUGGUAAGAAUCUUUUAAAAUAAGAUUUUUUUUGUUUUAGUAUUAUGUUCCUAGCACAGAGCUAGGAGUAAAUGUGACUCCAAAGGGAGUUCAACUAAUUUCUGAACAUGCACAGUAACCAGCUAUUUAUUCCAUCUCAUCCCAGUCUGAGUCUGGUCUACUGCUGCCCCAAUUCUCUGGGGACAUAAAGCAGGCUGGAAAGAGACCAGGAAGUUUGAAAUAGUGACAGAGUGUCCAUUAGUACAGAGGACCAAGAAAUAGUGAGUUCAUCCUGAAACCCAGAAGCUUUAUCUAAUUAGGGCCUGGGAACAUCCUAAGCAAACUAGACAAAACACCCCUCUUUUGACCAUCCUAGAAAGGGCUGAGAGCUCUAGAUUGAUAUUAGAGAUUUCCUGAAUGACCUGAUUUUGGCUUGGGUAAGGUUGAAGUCUCUUCCACUAAUCUCUGCCUUAACCUGUCUGCCUAAAGUUUGCCUGAGAUUGUGAGUCAAUGGCUUUCUUCUCGAUGUUGAACUUUCACUAAGAAAAUCCUAGCUUCUUACAGAGCAGGGUUCAAUCAGUAUGCUCUGAUCUUGCCUGGAUACAAGGAAUUAGCUUUGAGAUUUAUCUCCAACUAUUUCUGCCUUUGUAGGGAUGUGGGGGGAAUUUGUUGCAGAGGACUCCAAAAGAUUGCUGUGACCCUCACAGUAAGAUGGUGGGAGUUCAGCUGAAGCUGGACUGGGGUACUUCCCCACAGACAGCAUUCUGGCUAAAGCUCCAUAUCCCCUGAACCAGAGUUCUCAUUGUUUAUUGUCACCAAAGGUAUUUUGGUCAUGUGCUUAGGGAGUUAAGAGAGUUUCAGUCUAGUCUUCACCUUCCCCACAUGUGUUCCUGUAACUUCCUCCUCCCUGAGAAUUUAAUUUCUUCAGUCUUGCAGAGAUAGAUCCAUAUUCCUCUUUAAGGAAAGGCAGCUGGUUCUUCAGGCUGUUUGUAAAAGAGGGACUUAGAAAACUCAGGUUGAAAUACUAUCUGUUCUUUGUCCUCUUCUGCUCUUGCUCAUUGUAGAAAUCUUUGUGUCCUAAAGACCAGUGCUUGGCCAUUAAUCGAACUAAUAAUGUAUCUAUUAUUUCAUUAUAGAGAUUUGUUCGAUUUUGGGGUACAGAAGACUUGACUAAGUCUUCUGAAUGGGAAGCUAGGUGACUUGAUUAUCUACCAUGAGCAGACUUAAAUGGAACAAAGGUGAUGUGUUCAAAUGAUAACAACAUAAACCAUGGAAUCAUUAAACCUGAGUAACUUGACUUAUGUGUUUCCUUGAUGGUAUCAAUAUAUCUGGACAUAGACUGUGAAUUUAAAUGGUGGAUGCAAAGGAUGGAAAUAAUACAUGAAUCCAUGGGCUUGAAUCCAGUGAGGAAGACCUCAGUGCUUUACUGCCUGAGUUACAGCAUACAUUUCUUAGCUUGGAAUUGUGUCUGUGUUUGUAUUUGGGCAACUACAUUGGAAAAAACUUUCUCCUGGGUUUAGUGGGCAGGCUCGAAACCUCCAUAAUUACUACUUCAAACUCUAGAAGAAAUCUUUAUUUAUAUAAUUCUUAUAUAAUAAAUAAUUAUUUAUGUAA